UUUUAUAGGAAGUGCCCGACAGUCCAUCCGGUUGUCGAGUGGGGGGACUGAUCUGACUUGGGGAAAGCUUUUGAAAUAUUGGGAUAAACAAAUUCUAAAUGCAUGAAUUUGUCUUGCUCGGUAUUUUGUCCACCUGCCGGCCUCACGUGAAUGACGCCAGAAACGCAUCUAGAUCGAUAGAAGAGCCCCAGUAGAGUGUAAGCUGCCUGGUCCCUCCCCACAGGACCCCUCCUGGACCCCCAGCCAUGAACAAGCAGCCCAGUAAAGAGAGUCUGAAGGACAAGGUAAAGGGGAUAUUUGGUUUGGGAUCCCCUCGACCCCCCAGCAAGCAGACAGAGAGCAAGCCCUCAGAGUUCAUCAUCACACUGGAUAUACUCAGGGAGCUGCACCCUGACUGUGGCCUUAGCAACAGAAUCCGGGUUGCUAACCAUGUCUCUGACCUGGCCAAGGCCAAGAAGUUUGAGGAGCAUGCAGUGGAAGCCGUAUGGAAGGCGGUGGAGGAUAUGCUGACUCCAGAACAGCCACCUGAAGCUAGACAUGCUGUCCUGCUGCUCCUCAGAGCUGUCAUACAGGGACAGGGUGAGCGUCUGGGUCCUCUGCGGGCCUUCUUCUUCAAGGUGAUCAGAGACUACCAGCCGUCCAAUGAGGACCUGUCUGACAGGCUGGAGGUGUUCAAGGCCCUGACGGAGAACGGGAAGGACAUCACGUACCUGGAGGAGGACAUCGCUGGGUUUGUCCUGCUGUGGAUGGACAUUGGUCUGACCGCUGACUUCCUCCACGUCCUGGUCAACCUGGUCAAGUUCAACAGCUGCUACCUCGACCAGCACGUAUCUGUCAUGGUCCAGAAGAUCUGUCUGCUGUGUAACCGGACAACAGCCUCGACAGACAUUGAGGUGGCUCUACAGGUGCUGGAUGCUGUGGUGUGUUAUAACUGCCUCCCCUCUGACUCCCUCACCGUCUUCAUCAUCACUCUCUGUCGCACCGUCAACGUCAAGGAGUUCUGUGAGUCCUGCUGGAAGUUGAUGAGGAAGGUGUUGGGGACUCAUCUGGGCCAUAGUGCCAUAUACACCAUGUGCCGUAUCAUGGAGGAGAGGGCGUAUAUGGAGGAUUCUCCGUUGCUGAGAGGAGCAGUGUUCUUUGUAGGGAUGGCUCUAUGGGGGGCGCACCGUCUCCCAGCCUUAAAGAACACCCCUACCCUGGUCCUCCCAUCAUUCUAUAAGGCGAUGUGGUGUGCCAACGAGAUGGUGUCGUAUGAGAUUGUUCUGUCCGUCACCCGACUGAUAAAGAAGUAUGGCAAGGAGCUCCAGGUGGUCACAUGGGACAUACUGCUAGGGAUCAUAGAGAGGUUACUACAGCAGAUUCAGUCGAUAGGCAGUGCAGAGCUGAAGUCCAUCGUGUUUGAGCUGCUGACUACAGUGGAGGAGCUCUAUGAGCAGAACGGCUUCCAUGGAUCAUCUGACAAGUUCUUCAGUCUGGUGGAGAAGUGUGCUGACAAAAGACCUGAUGCGUCGGUGCUGACUCUGAUAUCGUACCGGGCCCAGUCCAUCCAGCCAGCUAAAGACGGGUGGAUCCAGAGCCUCCACCGCCUUAUGGAGAAGUUCUUCAGGAAUGAGAGUCGUAGUGUGAUCAGGAUCAAAGUGCUUCACAUCCUCUCCUUUGUCCUCAGCACCAACCGCCAGCUCUACGAGGAGGAGCUGAUCGAGGUGGUGGUGGUUCCUCAGCUCAGUGGGAUAGCAGAGGACAGAGACCUGGCUGUGAGGAGACAGGCUACCCAGCUACUGGUGGACCUGGCUGAGAGCUGUAGUACACACCACUUCACCAGCCUCCUGGACAUCAUUCAGAGGGUGGCGAGUCGUUCGCUGGUGUGCCCAGGGCCCCUGGAGGUGUCGGAGAGAGACCCCACGGCAGAGUCCCCCAUGGAGGAUGUCAGGACGGCUAUACGAGGCCUACUGGAGAUACUGCAGAGUAAGCUGUACAGCCUGCCAGCCAGCCACGCUAGUCGAGUGUACGAGCUGCUGAUCGGACACCUGCAGCUGCACUACAAGAACAAGUACAGCUCCGCUCUGGCCUGCAGCAUACGACUACAGGUGUUUGGCUUCCUCCUGAUGAUGAGAACGGACUCCCUCCACCGUCUGGGGUUCCUCAGUAAAGACGGGGUUCUGAGGUUCAGUCCGUACUGCCACUGUGACAUGGGGGAGCCAGAGAAACGAGGGAGUGAGAAGAAGCCUGCAGGCUCAGUGUCUCCCCCUGCUGGCAGUCCUGCCCCCUCCUCCUCCUCCUCCACCACCACUACUCCCUCCUCCACCACCACGACUCCCUCCUCCUCCAUCCGUACAGCCUGCCUGCCCUACUCACCUGCCUUUAAUGUGCUGCUACAGUGCCUGAAGAUGGAGACAGACUGGAAGGUGUUGAAGCUGGUACUAGACAAGAUGCCCUGGACCCUGCAGUAUAAAGUCCUGCUGCUGUCCUCUCCCUGCAGCAUAGACCAACUCUGUUCUACACUCUGUUCUAUGGUGACAGACCGUCUUAUCUCAGAGCGUCUGAAGAAGACUCCAGAUGGUUUCAGUCGUACUGAUGUCCAGCUGGCUGUAGUACCUGUUCUCACUGCUAUCACAUCAUACCACAACUACCUAGAACAGGCCAGACAGAGGGAGUUGGUUCAGUGUCUGGAAGCAGGGCUGAUAUAUCGCUGUGCCAAGCAGUGUGUGGUUGCCCUGACGAUGUGCACCGUGGAGAUGCCUGACAUCAUGAUUAAACUCCUCCCCGCCCUCAUCGUCAAGCUGACGCACAUCUCGGCAACCGUCGCCAUGGCGUCGCCCAUGCUGGAAUUCCUGUCCACUCUGGUGCGGCUGCCACAUCUCUAUGCUUACUUUGUAGCAGAGCAGUACGUCAGUGUGUUCGCCAUCUCCCUGCCCUACACCAACCCCUCCAAGUUUAACCAGUACAUUGUGUCUUUGGCUCACCAUGUCAUCUCCAUGUGGUUUAUCCGCUGCAGACUCACCUUCAGAAAGGACUUUGUGCAGUACAUCACCAAGGGUCUGCGCUCUAAUGCUCUGAUGCCGUUCGAUGACACCCAGGACACUCAGAGCAGCUUCCGUGCUCGCAGCACCAGCCUCAAUGAGAGGCCCAAGAGCCUACGGGCAGCCAAAAUGGCGAAGGCCCACCACCAGCAGCAGCAGGCGUCAAUGGCAGCAGGUGUCGCGGCGAGUACCGGCUCUCCCGUUAAAGAGCUGAGAGAUCUGUCGGCCAUGGACGCCUUCCGCUCCCGAAGCAUCAGCGUCUCCGAGCACGCGGUGCGCAGGAUGCACACCUCCAGCACCACGUGUAGUCUGGGUUCAUCUGACGAGAACACCGUGAGCCAGGCAGACGAUGGGUUAAAGACCGUCCACCUGGAGUUAACGGAGACCUGUCUGGACAUGAUGGCCCGAUACGUCUUCUCCAACUUCUCAGCGCUGCCCAAGAGGUCUCCUAUAGCAGAGUUCCUUCUGGCGGGGGGUCGCAGUAUGACCUGGCUGGUGGGUAACAAGCUGAUCACCAUAACGACCAGUGGUGGGGUCAGGAGCCAGGCCCUACUGGGAAUGGACAUGGCUGAGAGGCUGGGAGGAGGGGGAGAGAUGACCAGGUCAGACCCCUCCCUUCACACCCGUCAGACCAAAGAGGCUCCGGCCAAACUGGAGUCCCAGUCCAGUCAACAGCUCAACAGAGCCUCACGCAUCAGAGUACGAUCCAUGUCAGGUGGCCAUGCCCUCCGUGCAGGUCCAGCCCAGAGCCUCAGCCCCCUGGUCUCACCCUCUGAGGGAGGAGAGCUGUGUGGUGUCCCCCUCUCUCCCCCCUCCUCCUCCUCCGGCCCCUGUCUGGAUGGCCUGGAGCCCCCCUCUCCUUCCCCCUGUGCUCCCCCUAAGGACCCCCUCAAAGACAAGCCGAGCCUGGCAGAGUUCCUGCCCGUUCUGACCCAGGGAUGGGCCGAGAUCUUCAUACGCAGACCCUCAGGUAACACCAGCUGGUUGAUGUGUCUGGAGAACCCUCCCAGUCCCUUCUCCUCUGAGCUGGGUAACAUGCCUCUCCAGGAGCUGUCCUCUGUCCUCAUGGCCAUGGAGGGGGUCAAGGAGCCCCCCACUCAGACUGCCAGCGCCCCCGCCAGCACAGCCACCCCCGCCCCGACCCCCGUAGCCCUUAACCCCCCUGGGCCCAUCCAAGGGGGCAAGCCUGGACUCAUCCAGCGCUCUAACACAGACUCUGUGGUAGUGCUAGAGGGGACAGGUGUCAGGGGCCACGUAGACUACCCCUCUGAUUGGCCAGAGGCGGAGAAGUUUGAGGCCAUGCCCUCUGAACCCAUCUACAUCGCUGCUGACAAGUUCACCAAGGCCCUGCCCCCUAGAACACUCAGCAGGUCCUCCUCCAGUUCCAGCCAGGAGGAUGAGAAGUCCACCUUGGAGGAGGUGAGUGGGGGUUCAUCCCCAUCGACCAGCCCCCUGGCCCCCUCCACCCCGGGCAGCCAAGGCCCAGAGCUCCCCUUCCAGACCCAGAACCAGCCUGCGACCCAGACCCUCAACAAGUCCAGCUCCUCCCCUGAGCUCCAGACCCUACCAGAGGCCUUCCCCAAGACCACAACAGGACCCGGGGCUGGAGAAGGAGAGGCACCCGGGGUUCGGUCACCCUCGGAGGGGAAGAGCCAGCCACAACAGCCCCCGGCGGAGAGAGAAGUGGAGAGUGGAGGAGGAGGGGUGAACAGACAGAAUCCGAGUGGGGACACCACUCCAGUGACAGGGGGGUUGUCUGGGACAUCGGGAGGAGGUUCCUCGCAGGGAGCCAGGAUGAGGUUGGAGUUCCCAGCGCCCCACCAGCCUGGACCCCUCUCCCCCAGCGGAGGGCAUCGUCCCAGGGGUCACACCAUCUCAGUGUCGGCCCCCUCCUCCAGGAGAGAGAGGAUAGGGGGAGACGCGUACCACACCACCCGGCCCGGACCCACCAACACUGAGAAGACCAGUGGACUCAGUCCCAGUUUUGUGUUCCUUCAGCUCUACCACUCUCCCUUCUUUGGCAACGAGGCCAACAAGCCUCUCCUGCUGCCCAAGUCUCAGCUGAUCGACAGAGCGGUGAAGGUUCUGGACCAGAUGCCUCCGUAUGAUACCCAUAAGAUUGGAGUGGUGUUUGUCGGAGCUGGACAGGUAUUCAACGAGGUAUCCAUCCUGUCUAAUGAGUAUGGUUCUAACCGCUACGCUGGCUUCCUGACCGGCCUGGGGAAGCUGAUCCACCUGAAGGACUGUGAUCCAGACCAGAUCUUCCUGGGGGGUCUUGACCAGUAUGGAGAUGACGGGGAGUUUACCUACUGCUGGCACGAUGACAUCAUGCAGGCCAUCUUCCACAUAGCCACCCUGAUGCCCAACAGAGACAGUGAUAAGGGCUGCUGUAACAAGAAGAGACACAUUGGAAACGACUUUGUUAUGGUGGUUUACAACGACUCAGGAGAGGAAUACAAACUGGGGACCAUCAAGGGUCAGUUUAACUUUGUUGAGGUGAUCAUUAAGCCUCUGGACUACGGAAGUAACCUGGUCACCCUGCAGUGCAAGAAAGAUCUGGAGGGUCUAGUUGACACCAGUGUAGUGAAGAUCGUCUCAGACCAAAACCUUCCAUUGCUGGUACGACAGAUGGCCCUACACGCUAACAUGGCAUCUCUGGUCCACCAGUACAGAGCAAACCCUUCUGAUGCCUACGCCUCCAAGUGGCUGGCCAGACUACGACACAUCAAGAGACUCAGGACAAGG
Messenger RNA from Oncorhynchus masou masou (cherry salmon), 5765 nucleotides. Its product is annotated as tuberin-like. The record is from RefSeq and is a predicted model, not a curated record. Gene Ontology annotation, molecular function: GTPase activator activity. Gene Ontology annotation, biological process: positive regulation of GTPase activity; regulation of cell cycle; negative regulation of phosphatidylinositol 3-kinase/protein kinase B signal transduction. Gene Ontology annotation, cellular component: nucleus; TSC1-TSC2 complex; cytoplasm. NCBI's taxonomy places the organism in Eukaryota, Metazoa, Chordata, Actinopteri, Salmoniformes, Salmonidae.